Messenger RNA from Oncorhynchus nerka (sockeye salmon), 1288 nucleotides. It is a transcript of the gene fbp1a, whose product is annotated as fructose-1,6-bisphosphatase 1a. Gene Ontology annotation, biological process: fructose metabolic process; sucrose biosynthetic process; gluconeogenesis. The coding region runs from base 88 to 1113 and encodes 341 amino acids. The record is from RefSeq and is a predicted model, not a curated record. Lineage: Eukaryota; Metazoa; Chordata; Actinopteri; Salmoniformes; Salmonidae. Gene Ontology annotation, cellular component: cytosol; cytoplasm. Gene Ontology annotation, molecular function: fructose 1,6-bisphosphate 1-phosphatase activity. The transcript has 7 exons.
UAACAGUCAGGCAUUUCAUUGUUUGAUUUGUAGUCAACAUUAUCAUUCAGGACUCUUCUGGCCCGCCGCUCUACGAUCUUUGCAGUCAUGUCUGACCGAGGCUCUUUUGAUACCAACGUGGUGACUUUAACCCGGUUUGUGCUGGAGGAAGGGAGGAAAGCGAAGGGGACAGGGGAGCUCACUACCCUGCUCAACUCGAUGUGCACGGCCGUCAAAGCCAUCUCCACCGCGGUGAGGAAAGCUGGCAUCGCCAACCUGUAUGGCAUAGCGGGCAGCACCAAUGUGACGGGGGACCAGGUGAAGAAGCUGGACAUCCUGUCUAACAACCUGGUUAUCAACAUGAUCAAAUCCUCCUUCACAUCCUGUGUCCUGGUGUCAGAGGAGGAUGAGACAGCCAUCAUAGUAGAACCAGACAGACAGGGUAAAUACGUGGUGUGUUUUGACCCUCUGGAUGGUUCCUCCAACAUCGACUGCCUGGCUUCCAUCGGCACCAUCUUUGCUGUCUUUAAAAAGACGACAGAGGACGACCCGUGUGAGAACGACGCGCUGCAGCCCGGUAGGAACAUCGUUGCGGCUGGAUACGCCCUCUAUGGCAGCGCCACCAUGAUGGUACUGUCCACUGGGCAGGGGGUCAACUGCUUCAUGUUGGACCCGGCCAUAGGUGAGUUCAUUCUGGUGGACAGAGAUCUGAAGAUCAAACCGAAAGGGAAUAUCUACAGUCUGAAUGAAGGAUACUCCAAAUACUUUGACCCCGCUGUUACGGAGUACCUGCAAAAGAAGAAGUUCCCCAAGGAUGGCAGUGCCCCGUACGGUGCCCGCUAUGUGGGUUCUAUGGUAGCAGACGUCCACAGGACCCUGGUCUACGGAGGAAUCUUCCUCUACCCUGCUAACGUCAAGAGCCCAGAGGGAAAGCUGCGUCUGCUGUAUGAGUGCAACCCCAUGGCGUUCAUCAUCGAGCAGGCAGGCGGUAUGGCAACCACAGGAAGUCAGAACGUCCUGGACAUUCAGCCAAUCAACAUCCACCAGAGAGUUCCCGUGGUGCUGGGGUCACCUAGUGACGUCCAGGAGUACCUGGAUAUAUACCAAAAACACCAGGCCAACAAUGGUAACUAGGGACCGCACACACCAGGCCAACAAUGGUAACUAGGGACCGCACACACCAGGCCAACAAUGGUAACUAGGGACCGCACACACCAGGCCAACAAUGGUAACUAGGGACCGCACACACCAGGCCAACAAUGGUAACUAGGGACCGCACACACCAGGCCAACAAUGAUAACUAGGGUCC